Messenger RNA from Chionomys nivalis (European snow vole), 2046 nucleotides. It is a transcript of the gene Mcmdc2, whose product is annotated as minichromosome maintenance domain containing 2. The transcript is spliced from 14 exons. Gene Ontology annotation, biological process: double-strand break repair via break-induced replication. The record is from RefSeq and is a predicted model, not a curated record. Gene Ontology annotation, molecular function: DNA binding; single-stranded DNA helicase activity; ATP binding. NCBI's taxonomy places the organism in Eukaryota, Metazoa, Chordata, Mammalia, Rodentia, Cricetidae. Bases 1 to 2046 code for a protein of 681 amino acids.
AUGGCAAAUCUACAAAUGAAAGAGGCAGCCCUCGUCUAUCUUGACAGAAGUGGGGGCCUUCAAAAGUUUAUGGAUGACUGCAAGUCCUAUGAUGAUUCAAAACAAAGCUAUGCUGUUUAUCGGUUCAAUGUUUUAGUAAACCCCUCUGAUGUUGUCGAAUUAGAUGCUGAACUUGGAAAUCACAUUUUACACCAUCCCUUAAAAGCUGCUCAAGUUUUUCAAUCAGUCUGCUUCGUUGCUGUCAAGACUCUCUCAUUAAUUGGACAGUUACAAACUGAAACUCAAAUCAGUAUUGUGCUGAAGUUAACACACUUACCAGCCCUGCCAAGUUACAGUCUUGACCUUUGUGAGUUUCCACUUAGUUAUACAUCUCGGAGAUUUUAUAUGAUGCAAGGAAUUGUGAUUGCAAUGACAACUGUAACCAAGUACACACAAGGUGCAAGAUUCCUCUGCUCAGAUGAAGUCUGCCCUCUUUCCAAAGGAUUUCAGUAUGUGAGAGUCCAUGUGCCUGGUGCUACCGAAUCUGCAACAGUAAGAAAUGACUUUUUGUGCAGUCUGUGCUCAUCGUCACUUCAAGAAGACAGAAAAUUUAGAGUACUUGGUGAUAAGCAGAUAGUUGAAAUCAUUACCACAAAAGCGCUUCAUGCUUUUCAAGGAGAUUGUAAAAAACAGCCAUUUAGGUUUCAGUCACUCAGUAUUUUCCUAAGAGAUGAACUGGUGAAUAAAAUGAAAAUAGGAAAUGAAUAUAAAAUUAUUGGAAUUCCAGUCUGUAUCAAAACUUCACAAACUGCUCUCUGUGUAGAAGCAAACAGUAUCACUCCUUACACAGCAAAAGUUCCUUCAGGAAUUAGUGACAACUUUGGGUGUCUCCUGUCCUUGACUUCUGCUUCAUGUUGGAAAUUCACGGCAGUACUUGCCAAUGUCUUUGCAUCACAGAUUGUUCCUCCUGGGACUUACAAUUUGCUCAAACUCUGUUUGCUGAUGAGUCUAGUACAGACAAGCGAUGGCAACAGGGACCCACAAGACUGCGUGGAUAUUUUAAUUAUAACCAGUGACACUCUGCUUGUAGAUAGACUUUUGAAUUAUAGCAUGAAUCUUGUCUCCCGUGGUAUACGUCACCCUGUCUCUACUGAAGUUUUUCCUACUGUGUCUAGAAAUAAAUAUGGAACUGGAGCAGUGAGCAUUCAAGCCGGCAGUGCUCUGCUAGCUAAGGGUGGGGUCUGCUUCAUAGGAGACCUGACAUCACAUAAGAAAGACAAACUCGAACAGCUUCAGUCAGUUUUGGAGAGCAGAAGCAUCACAGUGUUCAUCCCAGGAAAGAAGUUUGGGGAUGAUAUCGACCAGCAGAUGACUUUCCCUAUUCAGUGCAGUUUCUGGUCUUUUGUUGAUAUGGAUUCAUCUUCAAGGAGAACAGUGCAGAAAACCAGUGCUCUGAUUGGCCAGAUGGAUUGCAGUGUGAUUCCAGCUAAUCUUGUGGAGGCAUUUGGAUUGUUGAUUAACUGCAAUGAAUCAUCUCCUUGCCACCCACUUCUUCCUACUGUGCAACAUACUUUAAAGAAAGCUAUGGAUCCCGAGGGGUUGCUUUAUUUAGCUUCUAAAGAGUUCACAACUGAAGAUUUUCAAAAGCUCCUGGCUUUUGCACAGAAUUUGAAUAUAGAAUUCAGCUUAGAGGCAGAACGAAUGAUUCACGGCUAUUAUCUAGCGAGUCGCAGAAUCAGAGCAGACUCUAUACACGGGUCGAAGCUGUCAGCAUCUGCAUUAAAAUACUUAGUUUCUUUAUCUGAAGCUCAUGCUCGACUGAACUUAAGGAAUAAAGUACUCAAGGAAGAUGCGCUGAUUGCAGCCUUAUUGUUUGAAACGUCUCUCACGUUGAAAUAUGGGGCCAGUGCAUUCUGUGUCGCUCCCAAUGCAUUGUUUCCAUUUGAACUGUAUAAUGAAGAGUAUUUAGAGCAAAGAGACCUCUACCUCACUCAGUGCCAGCAGCAGCUCCAGCAGUUUAUCACCACAUGCGGGCCUGGGACAGCUCUCUUUUCUACUGACGAAUAA